CGAUAUGCCAUCUUCAAUCCGUCCAUGGCUUGAACACUGAGCAGCCCCUACCCACGCUUCGACCCUCUCUCUCUCUGUCCACACUUGUUCUUCGCGAUGAUUUCCAAGAGCGACUCUCGCGCUCUUGCUUCGUUCGGCGUCGGAUUCAGAAUGCAUCGAUCGCCGCGGAUAUGGUGAGAAGCCGGAGCUACGGGGACCACAUGCAGCUCCUCGGCCCCCUCUCUCUCUUGGUAAUCACGUGCUUCCUUCUCGACUUGUUCAAGAGAUUCUCCCACCUCCUGAUCGGUCUAUCCGUCUCGCAAUGCGCGUCGCUGUUGAAGUUACUGAGCAGCGGGAGCGAUGGCGAGGACGGCAUUUCGGCGAUCCAAUGCUCCCGCCGGGUCUUCACCGCCGUCGCCCUCGUGCUGAUUGCGCGAUUAGGGCUCAAGGCCUUGCCGUUUGGCCUCAGCAGCAAAGAGAUUGUCCGAUUCUUGUGUGAAUUCAAGCGAAAAGCAAGUGAAUUAGGAGAUUCAGAUGAAGUUUCUCGAAAUCGCUCGCCGAAAUCGAACGAAUCGGCGACCGGUAAAGCGCUCGUGAGAGGAAUUGCGGGCAAAGCCAAGGAACUCGUGGAAGAAGACGAUGAGGGCGAGGAGGAUAGAGAAUGUUCGUGUCCGGAGGAUGAAGCGUUCGACGUUCUAGCGCUGAGGAAGAUGGUGAAGAUCGAGAGGCGGAGAGCGAUCGCGGCGUCAAUGGAGCUCGAGAAGGAGCGGAUCGCGGCAGCAUCGGCGGCGGACGAAGCAAUGUCGCUGAUACUGAGGCUGCAGAGCGAGAAGAGCUCGGUCGAGCUGAGAGCCAAUCAGGACCGCCGGCUGGCGGAGCAGAAGCAGCAGUACGACUGGGAAGUGAUCGAGUCGCUCCGGUGGAUGGCGGCGAGCCACGAGGAGCGGCGGAGGGCUUUGGAAGGCCGGUUGAGGUCGUGCAGGCGGAGGUUGAGGAUGCGCGCGGGCGGCGAUGGGGGCUCGAGCGGCGUUGAAGGCGAGAGUUGUUGUUUCGGCGGCGGUUCAGAAGAGAGCGUGGGCGAUGCAGCUCCGAGGAAUGGAGAUGGGGAUGAAGAAGUUGAAGAAGAAGAAGAAGAGGAGGAGGAGACAAGGAGUAUCGAUGAUGUACUGAUCAGCUCGCUCGAGCUUGAUUCGUUGAUCGAGGAAUGAUCUCUAACUUUCUCUGCAUUUCGCCGCCCACCGUCCUUUUUUCGGCUUAAGCAAUAACAGUCCUUCCA
Messenger RNA from Rhodamnia argentea, 1255 nucleotides. RefSeq lists its product as uncharacterized. The record is from RefSeq and is a predicted model, not a curated record. Lineage: Eukaryota; Viridiplantae; Streptophyta; Magnoliopsida; Myrtales; Myrtaceae. The coding region runs from base 171 to 1187 and encodes 338 amino acids. The transcript has a single exon.